Molecule: messenger RNA, 1341 nt
Organism: Penaeus monodon (black tiger shrimp)
Lineage: Eukaryota; Metazoa; Arthropoda; Malacostraca; Decapoda; Penaeidae
Product: zinc metalloproteinase nas-13-like
Exons: 9
Coding region: 229-1119 (296 amino acids)
Biological process (GO): proteolysis
Molecular function (GO): metalloendopeptidase activity; zinc ion binding
Source: RefSeq, a predicted model, not a curated record
GAGGCCCUGGACGUGAGCACCAGCGCCGACCCCAUCGAGCUGGCCGGCCUCUUCCAGGGCGACAUCGUCCUCAACAGCCUCGACGACCUGGUCGACCUCUCAGCACAGGACAGCGUUGUGCAGGACACCAAGAACGCCAUCAUCAACCUGAGGAGAAGAUGGCCCAAUGGCGUCAUCCCCUAUGUUAUCUCAUCGUCCUACAACAAGAACGAGCGAGCGACCAUCGCCAUGGCCAUGAGCAACUACCACCAAAAGACCUGCCUCCGCUUUGUUCCCCGGAUGAUGGAGCGAGACUACAUCCACAUCAUAAAGGGAGACGGCUGCUCCAGUUCUGUCGGCCGAGUGGGCGGCGCGCAAGCAGUGUCUCUGGGUCCAGGGUGCCUUUACGUGGGUAUCGUUAUGCACGAGCUCAUGCACGCCGCCGGGUUUUGGCACGAGCAGUCACGCGCAGACCGGGACAACUACAUCACAAUCAACAUGGCAAACAUCCAGAACGGGAUGGAAUUCAAUUUCCAGAAAUAUUCUUGGAGUACAAUUCAGAGCCUCGGGGUGGACUACGAUCUCGAAUCCGUGAUGCACUACGGCCCAUAUGCCUUCGCCAAGGACCGCUCCAAGCCCACUAUUAUCCCUCGCCAGAUGGGGGCAGAGAUAGGACAGCGGCGAUCCCUCUCCACGAAAGAUGUCUUGAAGCUACAACUUCUAUACAACUGCGCAAACACAACGGAAACUAUUACGACCGAAGUCCCUGUAACUACUGUAGCUCCAGACACCUGUGAAGAUGGAAACAAAUAUUGCGAAGCUUGGGCAGCUGCAGGAGAGUGUGAGAGGAACCCGACGUGGAUGACCGUCAGUUGCAGAAAAUCUUGCAAGGAGUGCGGCAAAGAGUGCGGAGACAACAACCAGUAUUGCAACUACUGGGCGCGCAACGGCCAGUGCACGAAGAACCCGUCGUACAUGGGGCGCUUCUGCAGGAAAUCCUGCGAGAUUUGCCACAACGAAGUGACGGAAAUGUGUGAUGACCGCAACAGAUACUGCCUCGCUUGGGCCAAAACGGGGUACUGCCGGACUAAUGCAGACUACAUGUUACUGUAUUGCAAGAAAUCCUGCAUGCAAUGCUAACCCGAGAAAAAAGACAGCACCGCAGUAACAAACUAGGAUUUAAAUUUUCGAACGUCACUUAUUUAAACGUCGUAGUUUUAAAUGUAAUUUUAAUGUUGAUGCUCUGCGUUUCAUGUUUCCGCUGGUGAAUAUCGUUUUUGUUAGAUUGCGCUUUUCAUCAUCUGUUUCUGGUUCUUCCUUUAGUUGGAUGGAAUGAUGUGCAAGAAUAAAAGUAUGAAUCUA